Messenger RNA from Nematostella vectensis (starlet sea anemone), 1467 nucleotides. RefSeq names its product splicing factor YJU2-like. The transcript is spliced from 9 exons. Gene Ontology annotation, biological process: mRNA splicing, via spliceosome. Lineage: Eukaryota; Metazoa; Cnidaria; Anthozoa; Actiniaria; Edwardsiidae. Gene Ontology annotation, cellular component: U2-type catalytic step 1 spliceosome. The coding region runs from base 116 to 1183 and encodes 355 amino acids. The record is from RefSeq and is a predicted model, not a curated record.
GCCUGGGAGAUUUUGACUUGUCAUGGAAUCUCGUCCAGAUUUCUUAAUUUUUUCCUUGGUUCUUGGCAAAGAAGCAGCGAUAUCCAUAAUUGUGACGACUGAACUUUGAUUCAAGAUGUCUGAAAGAAAAGUUUUGAACAAAUACUACCCCCCAGACUUUGAUCCAUCUAAAAUCCCCAAACUAAAGCUUCCAAAAGACAGACAGUAUGUGGUCCGUCUCAUGGCACCCUUCAAUAUGAGAUGUACAACUUGUGGUGAAUAUAUCUACAAGGGGAAAAAGUUCAAUGCAAGAAAGGAAACAGUUCAAGGAGAGACCUACUUGGGGCUAUACAUCUUUCGGUUCUAUAUUAGGUGCCCUCGGUGUAUUUCAGAGAUUACCUUCAAGACUGAUCCUGAAAAUACAGACUAUGUUUGUGAGAAUGGUGCCACCAGAAACUUCCAGGCACACCGAAUGGCAGAGAAACAGGAAGAGAAAAUGCAACAAGAGAGAGAGGAGGAGGAGGCCAACAACCCGAUGAAGGCACUUGAAAACAGAACAAAAGAGUCUAAACAGGAGAUGGAUAUUUUAGAGAAACUGGAAGAGCUAAAAGACCUGAACACACGACACGCCAACGUUGAUUAUGCGUCGAUGUUGGAGACUUAUGCACAGGAAGAAGAGAAGAGAAAGCAGCGAGAACAACAAGAAGAUGACGAUUUAGUCAAGUCGGUAUUUGGAGGGAAUAAAAUUCAGAGACGCCUUAGCGAUAGCGACAGUGAUGAUGAAAACAAUAGCAACGACUCUGCGAACAUGUCGUCUUCCGCACUGACAGGCAGAAAGCGUGCAACGGACAUACUAACCGAGGGCGAGAAAGAAGCCAUGUCCUCUGAGCCGAUAACUAAGAAAGCCAAGCCAGUCUGGGAACAAAGUGUCGGCAACCUAAGCAACAAAACGUCCCUCUCCUCCCUGGUAAAGGUCAAGAAAGCUUCCAGCACCCCACUUGCAAAGUCAACAGCCUCUGCAUUUAAUCCGAGUGAAGGAGAAAACAAGAAUACUUCACAGCUCGUCAAACCGGUAAAACCAGUCGAACAGAGUAAUAGUACUCAGCAGAGUAAUAGAACUCAGCAAUCGAAUUCGGGUCAGACAUUAGGCGCCAACUCGCUUGGCAUGCUGGGAGAUUAUGGCAGCAGUGAGGAGUCAGAUUGAACAUACCGACCACGGUCUUACUUCCGCUUGCAAUGCGCAUGCGUAUGAAAUACUUCCUCGACCAUUCUUCGGCGACUCCUCGCGAUUUGAUCGUGCAGUUCCUCGGUCCUACCUCGCCGGCAGUUCCUCGGUAUUCAAUCGGAUAAUUCUUUUUUUGUCGUACAUGUACGCAAAUACGCCAUAUCCUGCUAAAACCUUUUACAAAUAAAUUUAUUUUAUCUUUAUAAACAACUCAAGCCUUCUAUGUUGUAAAUAGAAAUGGGAAAAUAAAGCCUUCGAUUUUA